UGAGGCAACGGUUACUGGCUCUGCUCUGCGCGACCGCAAGCGACGCGCGGGAUGUGAAUGCGAAAAGGCGAAUGCGAGAUUCUGCGGCGGAAACUGCGACUCAUUCCGGGUGCUGCCAGCCAUGACUUCCGGGGAGUGGGACCUGCGGGCGCUGAAGGUGCUCGAGGAGGAGGAGCAGCGUGAGUUCCUGGCCCUCAGCCAGAGGAAUCUGUUCGAGCCGCCAUCGGAUGGCAGCGGUGCCGGUGCCAGUGCCAGUGCCAGUGCCGGUGGCGGCGCCAAGCCAGCACUGACCUACGCCCAGCUGCAUCCGCAUCUGCUGAAGCUCCCCACCAUCGACGAGUGCCAGCUAAUUGCCGCCAAGCAGCAGUCCACCGGAGGCUCCGGCAAUGGACACGGCAGCCUGGCCGGACUGCGAUUCACGCGCGCCCUUUCCCUCUCCGCCCACUCGCUAUCGCCCAGGGGCGGGGGCGGAGGCGGCGGCUUUGGCAAGAAACUGAGGGCCCGCCUCGUGGGCGCCAAAUCAAGCGGAUCCCUGUCGCCCUCGCGCCACUCCCACAGCUACAGCGUCUCCCCCGUCUACACCCCGCCGCCCAUGCGUCGCUGUGCCACACUGCACCACACGCAGCCGGUGCGAAAAACGUUCAAGAACCUGCAACAGUUGCAGGACCGCAAACGACAGGCCAGCCAGAGCGCAGCGCCGCCCCUGUCGCUGCCGGGCCAGCUGCAGCGGAUUACUGGCACGGGCAAGACCUACUGGAAGUACGGGGUCAACUCCACGGCCGCCUCCAUCAUCGGGCAGCGCACUCGCCGCCAGCAACAGCACGGUACCGAGCCCCCAGUCGAGUCAAACGCCACCGCCUCGGAUCUCGAUCUCGACUCGGAGCAGCUGGAGUCGGAUGUGCUGGACAGUGCCACGGAGACGGGCUCCUGCAGCGUGCCACUGCCAGCGACGGACUCCAAUGAGAUGCUGCGCCUGAUGCUGAGUGCGGCCAGCUCGGCGGUGACAGUGACUCCCACGGCCGCAGCAGCAGCGGCAGCAACUGGUGGCACAGUAUCAGGCCCAGGCCCAGGCCCAAUGCCAGUAGCAGCUACGCUGAGGCGAUACCAACCCAUCGGCGACGUUGUGGAGGAAACUGUUGCUUACGAAGCUUUCCACAAGACCAAAAGCUUCGAGCGUGGCGCGCUCUUACGCGGUGGCAGCCUAACAGUGGAAGAGAGCAACAGCAACAGUCCCCGCAACAGCCCGGGCAGGGCAAUGCAAUCCACACUGGCUGGCGGUCGAAGGAUAUUCAAGUCCGCCUCCUUGGACUGGCCGGGGGAACCCCAAACCCAAACCCAAUCGCAGCCACAGCAACAGACUAACGGCCUGACCACAAAUCCGCUCGAGAUUGUGGACCAGCAGACAAUGGAGGCUCGUUACAAGCAGCGCGAGUGGGAACAUAUACACCAGCAUCACCAGCAUCAGCACCAGCUCGAUGUAUCUCUCGGCCUCGGUGUGGGUCUGGCGGGGGGUAACACCAUAAUGGACGAUGAACUGGAGCAGCACAUCAAGCACUGUUCGUGCUCCUGCAAUCACAUGGGCUACGGCAACUCGAUGGACUAUCAGACAACUGGCUUCGGUGGCCUCCCAGACGUCACCGAGCACUCGAAUAUCCGCCGCACUCUUUCCCGCCAGAACUCGAUCUCCAACAGCGACUCCGGCGGAGAGAUAGCCAGCAUACAGAAGUCCAAGGUGAACUUUGGCAGCGGUCUGGCGGGCGGCGUUGUGGUUGGCGGCGACAUCGUGGGCCUCGACGCCAAGUCGCCCACGUCGCUGAGCUCGUCGGCAGGAGCGGCAGGCUCUGGCAAGGCUAAGGGCAAGGCCGCACGCAAGGCCAGCGCCGGAGCGGAUGCGGCCCACAAGGGACGUCGCGGAUCGUGGCUGGUAGCCCUCACUCUGGUCAGUGCCAUCUGUCUGCUGGCCAUCGCGGCCACGCUCGCCUACCAGCACUUCUUCACGGCGCCCAGCCGCAACUCGCACGCCCAAAGACUGAGGAUCGUUCGCCGCAUCCUGCGUGAGGUGCCGCUCGUCGACGGCCACAACAACUAUGCCUGGAACGUGCGCAAAUACGCCCACAGCAGCCUGGAGCUGCACCUCAGCCACGACCUGGACCACAAGUCCUUGUGGGCGCGGCCGGCCUGGGCACAGACCGACAUGGAGCGGCUCAAGCAGGGUCUCGUCAGCGUUCAAGUUUGGUCGGCGUACGUGCCGUGCGAGGCGCAGGGCUUGGACGCCGUCCAGCUGGCACUGGAGCAAAUCGACAUCGUGCGGCGCCUCUCGGACAUGUACGCACGCGAGACGGUCCUAGCGACCUCCUCGCAGGACAUUGUGGAGGCGCAUCGACGCGGCCUGCUGGCCUCACUGAUCGGCGUCGAGGGGGGACACACGAUUGGCUCCUCGCUGGGUGUGCUGCGCUCCUUCUACUCGCUGGGCGCACGCUACCUGAGCCUGACGCAUCGCUGCGACGUGUCCUGGGCCGGGUCCAGUGCCUCGCCCAUGGAGCAGGGCCUCACGCCUUUUGGCAAGGCAAUCGUGCGCGAAAUGAACCGCCUGGGCAUGAUGAUCGACCUCUCGCACAGCUCGGACGCCACGGCCAGGGACGUGCUGCAGGUGACACGGGCGCCCGUCAUCUUCUCGCACUCUGCCGCCCGCCAGCUCUGCAAUUCGACGCGCAACGUGCCCGACGACAUCCUGCGCCUGGUGGCCGAGAACGGUGGCCUCAUCAUGCUCAGCUUCGACUCGGAGGACGUGGCCUGCGGCCGUCAGGCUCGGCUCCAGGACGUCAUCGAACACAUCAAGUAUGUGCGAGCCAUUGCCGGCAUACAGCACAUCGGCCUGGGGGCGGGCUACGACGGCAUUGAGCUGCCGCCCUUGGGACUGGAGGAUGUCUCCAAGUACCCGGAACUGCUGGCUGCCCUGCUCGAAGAUCCAAACUGGAGCGAGGAGGACGUGGCCAUGCUGGCCGGCCGCAACUUUCUCCGCAUCAUGGAGACCGUGGAGACAGUGCGCGACUACUGGAAGCGGGCCGCCAUCCAGCCCAUCGAGCAGACAGAGCCCCAGCCCAAGACGCAGUGCACGUACAUGUCGUCGUGACCCCAGGCACAGGCGCGGGCGGUAAGGACGCGACGCGACGAUCCGCCGACAGAACGGGUCAAUCGCACCUCGGCGACGCUGUCCGGAAUCCAGUUCUGGCGGCAGGCAGAAGCCCCAUCGAAUCGCUCGGAGGCCACUAUCACGGAUCGUGUGAUCCUCGCGGCCACGACGACAACCUUCACAGUCAGCGGACUGCUGCAGUGAACUCCGAAUGGGGGCGGCAUCUAAGGGUUUGGGUUGCAAAGUAGAAUGAACAAAUUGAAAGGUUUUGGUUGACUGUUCGACGCGGCUGUCGCUCUUCCAGGAAUUCGCAUGGUGAGGCAGAGUUGGUGUCAAAAUAUUUCGAAUAUUUACGCAAUACACGAAUUAAUGCCCAUGCGUGUC
Messenger RNA from Drosophila obscura, 3517 nucleotides. Its product is annotated as putative dipeptidase CPSG_01350. Lineage: Eukaryota; Metazoa; Arthropoda; Insecta; Diptera; Drosophilidae. The record is from RefSeq and is a predicted model, not a curated record. The transcript is spliced from 3 exons. Gene Ontology annotation, molecular function: metallodipeptidase activity. Gene Ontology annotation, biological process: proteolysis. The coding region runs from base 122 to 3133 and encodes 1003 amino acids.